UGGUAGAGGAAUCCGCCAGAGGUUUCUGCAGGGGGAGAGCCUGAUGUGGAGAGGCGGAUAUGCCAGAGUGAGGUGGAUGGAUGAGCAGGAGCGUGGUCAGACGAGCCGAGUCGGUAACCGUGGGAGCAGUGCGGUACAAAGCAGCGGGCAGAGAAUGGUCGGGUCACACGCCAGGUCAGCAACAGAAUAUCAGAUCCAAUAGGGGGCAUCCAGGAGGUAGGUCAGGCAAGCCAGGGGUCAGAACAGCAGAAUACAGCAAGGUCAGGAACAAUCCGGGUCAGCAACAAUCAAGAAUCACGUACAACAAGAUCAGGAACACAGGGAGACCAAACGGCAAUUCAUGUCAGCGCAGGGCAAUUUAA
Messenger RNA from Staurois parvus, 362 nucleotides. Lineage: Eukaryota; Metazoa; Chordata; Amphibia; Anura; Ranidae. The record is from the annotation of a GenBank genome assembly.